Penicillium olsonii is the source of this 846-nucleotide messenger RNA. Lineage: Eukaryota; Fungi; Ascomycota; Eurotiomycetes; Eurotiales; Aspergillaceae. The record is from the annotation of a GenBank genome assembly.
AUGGCUCCCACUCUCGCGUCCGACCCUGUCUCACAGGCUGAUACCCCCAUGACCGACGCAAAUGACGACACUGUGCCUCUGGUGCCCGUUGACAGUGCCGACGCUCCAAUGACGAGCCACCAGGACACCCCAGACUACACGGACUCCGACACAAAUCCCAACACAACUGCCAGCAGCGUUGCAGGCGACACGGCCGACGGGCGUCGGAGGAGAUCUGAGGCCAACAACCUCAGGAAAAGCAUCCUAGGCAAGAAGCAUGGCAACUUGGAUAGCACGAAGGAGGAUGACUCCAUUCGUCGAUUCCGAUACCUCCUUGGCCUUACAGAUCUUUUCCGCCACUUCAUCGAGACAAACCCAAACCCCGAAAUCAAGGAAAUCAUGGCUGAAAUCGACAGACAAAACGCAGAGAAGGACGAGAAGAACCGGAAAGGAUCAAAGCGCUCCGGUGGUGCUGGCGGCGAACGCCGCCGCCGGACCGAGCAAGAAGAGGAUGCGGAGCUCCUUCAGGAUGAGAAGCAUGGCGGCGAUACUACCACUAUCUUCCGUGAAUCUCCAGCUUUCAUUCACGGUGAACUGCGUGACUACCAAGUUGCAGGUCUGAACUGGCUCGUGUCCCUGCACGAGAAUGGUAUCUCCGGUAUCCUGGCCGAUGAAAUGGGUCUGGGUAAGACUCUCCAAACAAUCUCUUUCCUGGGCUACCUCCGAUACAUCUGCGAUAUCAACGGGCCUCACUUGGUCGUUGUGCCGAAGUCAACACUGGAUAACUGGAAACGUGAAUUCGCGCGAUUAUCAAUGAACGCUUGCUCCAAGAUGAGUUCGACGUCUGCAUCACGAGUUACGAAAUGA